UUGCAACAACUCCUUUCGCCUCGGCCUUGCGCAGACCCCCGCGGGAUUGGAUUUACUCGGCUUCGCUGCGACUCUCGGGGGGCGUUUUCCAUCCAGUCGUAGAGAGAUAUCGGCUUCUUAUUCGUAUUUUUUUUCCUGCCAGGAGGGGGAGGACGCCCCCCCCAAACUAAUAUCUCUACAAACAGCCAACCACAAAUAAUACAAGGGAGGAAUUUUUAUUUUUCAGUUAAACCUCUCCCCCCCACAUCUCUCUUCCCCCCUUCUUCCGGCUUUGAUUCCCCCCUUUUAAACAUAUUGCCCAGGGCGGGUUUUUUCCUCCCCCCAUCUCCCCCUAUCUCCCCCUUCCUCUCCCCCCCCACAGAUCAUCAUCACAAAAUCGCCUGGGCAUGAGUUAAACAGCAGACAUGGACACCAAACAUUUCCUCCCGCUGGAUUUUUCUGCACAAGUCAAUACCAACUCCUUAAGUUCUCCGACGAGCCGGGGUCCCAUGACCACACCUUCUCUCCAUCCAUCUAUGGGUCCCGGCAUUGGUGGCUCCUUGGGGUCGCCGAACCAGCUCCACUCACCCAUCAGCACGCUGAGCUCCCCUAUCAAUGGCAUGGGGCCGCCUUUCUCGGUCAUCAGCUCCCCAAUAGGGGCUCACCCAAUGUCUGGGCCGUCCCCCCCUGGCCUUGGAUUUGGAACCAGCAGCCCACAGCUCAAUUCUCCAAUGAACCCCAUCAGCAGCCCAGAGGAUAUUAAACCCCCCUUGGGGAUCAAUGGAGUUCUUAAAGUGCCAGUGCACCCGUCAACCGCCAUGGCCUCCUUCACCAAGCACAUAUGUGCUAUCUGUGGGGACAGAUCUUCAGGUAAACAUUACGGUGUGUACAGUUGUGAGGGUUGCAAAGGCUUCUUCAAGAGGACAGUGCGGAAGGACUUGACCUAUACCUGCCGGGACAAUAAGGACUGCUUAAUUGACAAGCGCCAGCGGAACCGGUGUCAGUAUUGCCGGUAUCAAAAGUGUCUCGCGAUGGGGAUGAAGAGGGAAGGGAUGGAGCACCAUCCAUCCCGGCCCACAAGACACCCUGGAAGGCAGGAAGAACAAGCUGUUCAGGAGGAGAGGCAGAGAGGAAAAGACCGCAACGAGAAUGAGGUCGAGUCGACCAGCAACGCCAACGAGGACAUGCCUGUGGAGAAGAUUCUAGAAGCUGAACUUGCCGUGGAGCCCAAGACGGAGACGUACAUCGAAGCUAAUAUGGGCAUGACUCCCAACUCGCCCAAUGACCCGGUCACCAACAUCUGCCAAGCGGCAGACAAACAGCUGUUCACGUUGGUUGAGUGGGCAAAGAGGAUCCCUCAUUUUUCAGAAUUGCCGCUGGACGACCAAGUCAUCCUUCUCCGGGCUGGUUGGAACGAGUUGCUCAUUGCCUCCUUCUCCCACCGGUCCAUAGCUGUGAAAGACGGGAUCCUUCUUGCCACAGGCCUCCACGUCCAUCGGAACAGUGCCCACAGUGCGGGAGUGGGCGCCAUCUUUGACAGAGUAUUGACAGAACUUGUAUCAAAAAUGAGAGACAUGCAGAUGGACAAGACAGAACUGGGCUGCCUCCGAGCCAUUGUCCUCUUUAACCCUGACUCAAAAGGGCUUUCUAAUCCUGCUGAAGUCGAGGCUCUUCGUGAGAAAGUGUAUGCGUCACUUGAGGCCUACUGUAAACACAAAUACCCCGACCAGCCUGGGAGGUUCGCCAAGCUCUUGCUGCGCCUCCCCGCCCUCCGGUCCAUCGGCCUGAAAUGCUUGGAGCACCUUUUCUUCUUCAAGCUAAUAGGGGACACACCAAUCGACACCUUCUUGAUGGAGAUGCUGGAGGCCCCCCACCAAAUGACUUAAGACGGCGGCCUCUGGCGAGAGUCACCCCCUUUUCCUUCUGCCUCAGCAGGCUUCCCAACACUGAUGCCGCCGACGCCGCUGACACCACCACUACGCCCCCUUUCUGUUGCCGCUGCCGUCCCCCCCGCUUCCUGGCGCAAGAGACAUGGCCUGCUGUGCUCUCUAAACUGGCUCCGCCCUGUCACCGCUUUCGCGGUCUCCGUGCAUCUUGAGGACCUGGCAGAUGGCUUUUCCUUUUCCUUUCACAGGUGUAGAGGCGGCUGGCGUUAAAUGUGCAAAGGGCAUCCUCCUCCGUCUCUUUUCAAAGCAACCUGUAAUCUGAGCCCCACUCAUCUGCCCCAUUUAUGUGGCUUGGGUUGUCCCCCCAUGUGUGUGCACAUGCACACACACACACACACACACACAGUUGUCAGGGCAGGCAGGAGGGUGAAUUUAAUUUACUUAACUUUGUUGCAGACAGUUGGACUUUUUGGAGAAUGGGAGGGUUUGUGGCUUUCUCUGCCACCAGUCUGGGAAGGGAAAAAAAUAUUUAUUUUCCAUUUCAACUCUAACAUCUGAAAAGGGAAUGGGGUUCAGCUUCUAACUGACUGUCUUCUAGAGCAUUGGUGGGCAGAUUUCAGGCUUACAGGAUCUACUUUGCACCCCAAGAGCCAACUCAGGUGGGCGGGCAUGCACUACGAAUUAAGGAAGAGGCUGUUUCUACUCUCGUGCUCAGCACCGGAUCACAAGUUCUUUAGCUGCUGUUGUAAUACAGUUGGGAAUCAGAAACCUUUUGCAGAUCUACUGCAAAUGAGGUGGCUAUUUUUUUUUUUAAAAGAGCAAGCUUCUAGUCCUUAAGAUUUCAAAUCCACUUUUCUACCGAUAGAUCCUGACUGACCUACCUUCUGCCCACCCCUGUUCUAGAGCCAUCUGUAAAUGAUGUGGAAGGGAUUGCGGGGGGUAAGGCCCGUACAGUGCAGGGCCUCCCUUCUGAGGAUGGAGGAGUGAUGUUACUUGCUUUUGUCCCAAAGAUGACUUUCUCUUGGCAUCAGAGUGAGCUACUCAAACCGCAAAACCAACUGAAACACCCAAAGGCUGCUUUAAAGCCGUGACGGUCAAGGUUGCAAAUCCACCAGGCCUUCGCUUGCACCAUUCGUCACUGGUCUUCAGUGGGGCAUCCCAAGCAAAGACUCCAGUUAUCCUUUCCUUUUUUAAACAGCCUUCUCCAUUAACAUUGGCAGAGUGUGUGUUUCUUUAACCAGCCCAGUCCCUUUGCCAUGAAUGGCAGGGCGAUAGCGCAGCAACGUCUCAGAAGAUCCAACAGGUCCCGGCAGGCCAGCCGGCCGGCCAGUCAACAGUAAACCUUGAAUGGCUAUUUUUUAAAAAACAAAAAAGAGGAACAAAGGCUGUAUCUGGUGUUAGACCUACUCCAAGGAGACCAUUGAAAUUAACAGGCAUGACUGACUUCAGUGGGUCUGAUCUGAGUGGGACUCGGUUGGCUACGGAUGCACAUUUGUAAUCCUGUGGGGUUCGAACGCUCGCUUGAACAUGUGUCUCGGGGAACAGGAGGCGGCAGCGUCAUCUCCAGCAGUCUUGUAGAAGAAAGUGGCUGUUCUGAGCAGGCUGGGGCCAGGCCAAGAGUGAGGUGACUGGGGAUGGCUCCAACCCAGGAGGUUUCUCGGAAUGCUUAUUUGCUUAGUUUUUUAUAUAUGGACUCCUUGCAUGCUCUAUAAAUAUGCGGCUCCCCUCAGCAGGCCCAGCCAUGGGUUGCAGCUGGCCCUCGAAAUAGAUGCCUUCUGAGAUCGCUGAAGUUUGGUUGUUCUUCCUUUUUUUUUUUUUUUGCUGCACUCCUCUUUCCUGGCUCUCCGUGUCUGCCUUUGCACCCUUUUUACCCAUUUUCCCACACACCCUUUUCACCCGGUUUCCCAGAAGGAAUGUGCUUUUCCCUAGAAUUUCCACCCACACACAAAGUGUUGGGUUGCCAAAUGCAAAGCUAGGGGAAGAACCUGGCUCGCUUUGGUUGCCAUCUUAUGCAGCACUCAAAAUAUUAUCCCGACAACUUUUUACACUGGAAAGUUGGAGAGGGUCCUUUGCCAACAAAACACUCAUUCCAGGGGAUAGUAACAAGGUGAAAUGAGUCCCUUUGGAUGUAAUGUCAUUGUCUCAGCUUGUGAGUGGCCUUGGUGGCUGGCUCCCUUGCUCGUCUGCUCACUGAGCUCAUCCUGCAAGCCAAAGCAUGCCCUCGAAAACUUGCCCCUCUGAUUUGCAUCACAGGGUCAAUUUUGAAGAAUCUAAUGUUCCAAACUGAGAGCAAAAUAAAAAAGGGGGAACUCUUUAUUUGAUAUUCUAAGAGUCGUAUUCAACUGACUUCUACCCAGAGUAUACCCACUGAAAAUAAAUUAUUUAAUAUUAUUAUUUAUAUCCCACCCAGAAGGGCAACAAGCAACAAAACUCUAAAAACAUCUAUAAAACAUCAUACUCUGUGUUUACUCAGUGUUUACUCUGAGUACAACUUGCACUGGAUACAACCCUCUGCCUCCAAUGCACAUGUCAGUUUUUUAGUGUGGCUCAGGAUAUUGUCUGAGAGACAGCUGAAGUCUUUCCAUCCCAUCUAGUUUGGCCUUUGCUGGAUAAUAUUGGGUUCAUCUUUGACCAUCCAGUUCUAGUUCGAUGUACUGGUGGAUGAUGUUCUGCCACCCAGAAUGUCGGGUGGAGACGCACAGCUUCCGGUUUAAAAGCAGUGGUGUGCAGACAGAACAGUUUCUGAUCCAUCAGGCAAUCUGUGCCAAGGCUGCUUGUGUGUGACGACACUGGGCAAGUCUGUGCAUUUGCAAUCCUAGCACUCAAAAAUCCCUUCCCUGACGUGCAACACAAAGGUGUUGUCCAAACGUCUGUGGACGUUGCACCCCUGACCGCGGCAACAUUAAAGCAACCAACGUUAGGCCUGUUCACAUUUUACCCCGAAUACAGGUACAAGCUGUGUCUCCCCAUGUACCACUGUUCGUUUGUGAGCUGUGUACACUUGGAUGGUUUGUGCAGCUCAGAUGUUGUGUACGCAGACUGCACCCUCAUUGAACGUUGCAUGGGAAUAGCUGUACGAGUCCACUGUUUGGCCAUUUGUGUAUGCAGGUGGUACACUUGUUGAAUGUAACGUGAGCACCUCCCCCCCCCCGGCUACCUUGUCCAUCUAAAUCAUCCUGCCAAGGUAGGGUUACGUUUCGGGAGAAUUUGACUGCAUUUUGAGUCUCCUGUACGGACUCAGAGAUACCCGUCAAUGAGGUCAUGCUUGGGGUUUUUUAAAGGAAAAAAAAUCCCUCCAUUAAAGAGCCACUUAAAAAAUUAAUCAGAUGUUAUUAGUUGCUACCCUUGCAAGGAAUGAGCUCAUAUCUGCCAAACUGGCGGCAGGGAGACAAAGUUCACUUGUACAGAGGCAUAAAUCUUUAAAGGAGCUCAAGCCUCUCCCCAGCUGAGGCCAGUCUUUUUACGUGGGUGCAAAGAGAUGGAUUCCAAAAGAUGGAGGGAGCGGUUUUGGUAAGCACCAUCCUGUCCCAAUGCCUUCUGGAGUUUCAGGUCUGGCCGGAGACAGUAUAGAGCCUAUGAAAAGGAAAUUCUUCUAGGAUAUGUGCAUUCUCCUGACAAAAGCGCUCAGUGCCGUGAUGGGAUAAGGCUGUACUUAAUAAAGCCGUUCUGUUCGUCCAUUGGCUGAAAUCUUUCACUUUGCAGUUCUGAUGCUGCCUGACUUUAAACCGACCUUAUUCCAGCAUAGUGACAUGCCACAAUGGGGCCUGUUCUUCCCUCCUGCUGUUUGGUCAAUGCACCCAAAGAUGCCCCAUUUCUCCAGGAUGGGUCGACGGGCUGGCGACAUCCCUGUCUGGAAUGAGAUUGCAUGGUUCAUUUUUUUAAGUUGAUACAUAUGUGUGUGUAUACAUGUAUGUAGUGUAGAUAUAUACACUGUAUAAAUAUCCUCAUUCACAUAUACAUAUAUUAUAUCCACUUUUAGUGUUACCUUUGUGUUUUCAGUUUUUUUAAUGAAAUUUUCUUGUAUUUUCUUCAUUUUUAAAAUUUUUGCUUUAUGAAAGCAAACUGUUUACGUUGGAGCCUCCCGUCCACCCCCCCAUCUCCCUCCCAUCCUCACCGUGCACGUUGGUGAUCAUUAAUACUGGAUCUUUGUAACCCCCCAAAAGGAGGAAAGAAUAUGUUGCAUCUAUUUUAAGAUGCUUGGGGGGGAGGGCAUUGGGGGGAGGGGAGAAGCGGCCGGUGGAUUGAACAACAGCUUAAGCAGUUCCCAUCACUUAGGAAAAUGGAUGCCUUCACUAUGGAGGGCACAUCUUAAACAUUUUUUUAAAAGAAAGGAUUACAGGAAAAAAGAAUAAAAAAAAUUAAACAACGAGUGUGAGAGAAGGAAAGCAAAAUAUAAGCGUCAAUAAAGUUAAAUAUCUAUUUUUGUACAAAUGUAAUUUUAUCCCUUGCAUAUUCUCAGAUUAUUUGGGGGGGGGGUUCUUUGGGGGGAUGGUAUGUGUGUGUGUUUCUUGCAUUUCUAGAAUUUGUUCUAAAUCUCUCUUUAAUUUGUUCAGCCAUAAACACACCCCUAGGUGGAGGAUAGGGCAAGGUUCAUAUUGUCUUGAAAAGGCUUUAUUUAAAAAAUUCAGAAAUACUUUUCUUUUGAACAAGUGGAUUUUUAAAAUUAUUCUCUACUCAUCUCCACCCUGCUGUUCUUGGGGGGGGAACUAAAUAUGGUCUUUUGUUGCAUCCCCUCCAACCUUUCCACGCACACACACACACACACACACACACACACACCUUCCUAGCAGCAUUGUCCUCCAGGUCUAUUCUACUGUGAAAUCACUACCACAUAUUAUUGUUCACUAAAAAAUAAAAUAAAUGGGGGGGGGAAUCUGCUGGAAAUGCCAGUAUUUUGAACAAAUGUAUUAGAAUUGUUUUAAAAAAAAGUAAAAGAAAAUAUAUGAGCAUUUUAAAAUA
Rhineura floridana is the source of this 6824-nucleotide messenger RNA. RefSeq names its product retinoid X receptor alpha (gene RXRA). Gene Ontology annotation, cellular component: RNA polymerase II transcription regulator complex; nucleus. Gene Ontology annotation, molecular function: zinc ion binding; nuclear receptor activity; retinoic acid-responsive element binding. The record is from RefSeq and is a predicted model, not a curated record. Gene Ontology annotation, biological process: cell differentiation; response to retinoic acid; retinoic acid receptor signaling pathway. Bases 405 to 1865 code for a protein of 486 amino acids. The transcript has 11 exons. Lineage: Eukaryota; Metazoa; Chordata; Lepidosauria; Squamata; Rhineuridae.